Molecule: messenger RNA, 933 nt
Organism: Paracoccidioides lutzii Pb01
Exons: 4
Coding region: 1-933 (310 amino acids)
Source: RefSeq, a predicted model, not a curated record
AUGGAUAAUAUUCAUUUCUAUCACCCAAUCUCCGCAAAAUCAUCCCUCCCCAAUGCCCCCGCACAGAGACCCAUUCUUACCGCCCACGGAACCUCUUCCCUAUCCUAUCCCUCGCAGCAACUCACGCACCCACUGCCCUCUCGCCCCUCCCCCUCUGUUACACUCCCACUCCUUCUCAAGGAGAUCAGCAUGAUUUCAUCUAGCGACGGCAGUGAACCUCCCAACGGGAAACAGAUCAACCUCGACGACCAUUCUACCAGGUGCACGGGGUCAGAACUUAACGAUUCUUUCGAUGACCGCCUUGGAAUACCCAUCAAAGCGGAUACGGCCGAAGCGAGCACCCCUGAAGCUUGUCAGUCGGGUGGAAGUAGAGAUGACCCCAUCGUCAUAGAUGAUCCGAUGGGGUUUCAUCCCGUUGAUGGACCUGCAAAAGAGUCGGUAGAUGCGCUGGUGCCUCCGCCGUUUUCACCCAUCGAUGAGGCAUCCGUUGAUGAAGGUGACGAGCCAGAUCAGUCGGUGGAUGGCAGUACCGCAUCAACUCCGCGAGAAAUUUCAGAAACCCCGCCGCUUACCACGGGCGAAUCGGCCUCUUCUCGCGAUACCCAUACCCGUGUCUCUCCAAACGCACAGGGUCGACCUCCUUCAACCCCGGUUAAGCACGGCGGUGUGACCAGGGAAGAGUGGCCGGUCAAAAAGAUACUGAACUUUCGGAUCCGCGUGCGAGGGGGCAGGGGAAUUCAGGAGUACCGCAUCGCAUGGAAGCCUACGUGGCAACCGCGGAGCGACCUGGUUCCAGGUUGCGAAGAGUUGAUUGAAGAAUUUCAUGCAAAAUGGAAGGACGAGCGGCUAUCAUUGACUUCUCUGGUGGGCUACAGGCAGAAACGGAGAUCUUGUGAGGGUAGUAGACGCAAGGUUGUGAAGUCAAGCCAUUAG